This is a messenger RNA of Aspergillus ruber CBS 135680, 612 nucleotides long. Its product is annotated as 60S ribosomal protein eL15. The transcript has 4 exons. The record is from RefSeq and is a predicted model, not a curated record. Gene Ontology annotation, biological process: cytoplasmic translation. Bases 1 to 612 code for a protein of 203 amino acids. Gene Ontology annotation, cellular component: cytosolic large ribosomal subunit; ribosome. Gene Ontology annotation, molecular function: structural constituent of ribosome; RNA binding. Lineage: Eukaryota; Fungi; Ascomycota; Eurotiomycetes; Eurotiales; Aspergillaceae.
AUGGGUGCCCUCAAAUAUGUGGAAGAGAUUCAGAAGAAGAAGCAGUCCGAUGUGAUUCGCUUUCUGCUGCGUGUCCGUUGCUGGGAGCUCCGUCAACUGAACGCUAUCCACCGGGCUUCCCGUCCUUCUCGCCCCGACAAGGCUCGUCGUCUGGGCUACAAGGCCAAGCAGGGCUAUGUUGUCUACCGUGCCCGUGUCCGCCGUGGUGGCCGUAAGAGGCCUGUGCCCAAGGGUGCCACCUACGGUAAGCCUACCAACAUGGGUGUCAACCAGCUCAAGUACCAGCGCGCCCUCCGUGCCACCGCUGAGGAGCGUGUCGGCCGCCGCUGCGCCAACUUGCGUGUCCUGAACUCCUACUGGAUCAACCAGGACUCCACCUACAAGUACUACGAGGUUAUCCUCGUCGACCCCCAGCACAAGGCUAUCCGCCGCGAUGCCCGCAUCAACUGGAUCGCCAAGCCCGUCCACAAGCACCGCGAGGCUCGUGGUCUCACCUCGACCGGCAAGAAGUCCCGUGGUAUCAACAAGGGCCACCUCUUCAACAACACCCGCUCCGGCCGCCGUCACACCUGGAAGCGCCAGAACACCCAGUCUUACUGGAGAUACCGUUAA